CAAACAUCUCACCAAACUCAUCACUUUUCACAUCAAAAUGGGAAGAACCGAACCCUCAGUUGGCCAACCGCCCGCGAGCUUCCGCCGUGAUGCUCGGUCGAAAAAGGCCAAGGUCACAAUCAACCAGUUAAUCCCAUCGCUGCUGCCAACGCAUCCCCGCGCACGUCGCGGCAUCGAGGCUGCAGAGCUGAUUGUCAACCCGCCGCUGCAAAAACCAGAGCAAUCGUCAGACAUCAGAGCUGGGCCUCGUCUUACGCUUCGAGUAGCCGAUACUCUGACUGCGGCUCAUUUGCUUCUCAAUGAAACCGCAUCUCCGAGGGAUCCAGCCAGUCACGGUCGCAAGGUGCCCAAAGUCGCCAUUUUGAACAUGGCUUCGCCUCUAUCGCCUGGUGGAGGGUUCCUCAACGGCGCCAGCAGCCAGGAGGAGUCCCUGUGUAUGCGUACCACAUUGCUUGCAUCUUUGAAAGAUGAAUAUUACCGGUUGCCGGAGCUGGGAGCAGUCUACACGCCUGACGUGUUGGUCUUCAGAGACGAAGCAGCCGACGAACUGCUGGAGAAGAAAGAUCGCUGGUUCGUCGACUGCAUCACUGCGGCAAUGCUGCGAGGUCCAGAGACAGACCGCAACGACGCUGGAAGGGGAGCUUAUGCAAAUGAAAAAGACCGUGAGCUGGUCGUGCAGAAAAUGAAGAUGGUACUGCGGAUUUGCCAAGCAAAAGGUGUGACAAAGGUGGUGCUUGGAGCUUGGGGAUGCGGAGCAUAUGGAAAUCCCGUGGGCGAAAUAGCGGCAGCUUGGAAGAAGGUGCUUCUGCCUCGAAAGGAGGGCAAGAAUAAGAACAAAAAAGAGACGUGGGACGGCCUGGACGACGUUGUAUUCGCCAUCAAGGAUGCGGGUAUGGCUGAGUCUUUCGGGGCGGCAUUCGGCGAUGGUCUUUUGCAAGAGACGCCUGAAAUUGAUGAAGCCGAGGAAGACGAGGAACUUGAUCCAGAGGAGGUUCAACGACAGGAACUACAAGCCAGAAUUGACGAGUUGGAGCUUCGGAUUGAAACAACAACAAAUCAACAGGUUAAAAGUGGUCUCUGCUCUAUCCGCUCUGGAUUAAUUAGCCAGCUAGCCAAAGGUCAGGUUGUCGAUUAUGUUGAUGAGUUUUAGUCAAAAUAAGAAUGCAUUAAAAUAG
This is a messenger RNA of Ilyonectria robusta, 1175 nucleotides long. RefSeq lists its product as uncharacterized. The record is from RefSeq and is a predicted model, not a curated record. The coding region runs from base 38 to 1150 and encodes 370 amino acids. NCBI's taxonomy places the organism in Eukaryota, Fungi, Ascomycota, Sordariomycetes, Hypocreales, Nectriaceae. The transcript has a single exon.